CGGGAUCCCACGCAGUUCGUUCUGCGCAAUUCGCCCUCCCUGUCUGCCGGUGACGACGGCGAGGCCAAGGACCAAGAUCGAGUAAAGAGGCGAGGAAAAGGCGGAGGCGGAGGAGAAGAAGCAAGAAUUGAAGACGAUGACGACGACGACGAUGACGAUGCCGGUGCGCUGCUUCACCAGACUGUGCUACACCUGCAGAGUCCGACAAUCGCGACGACGUUCAUUCGAAGUCCACCGUUCUCGGCACGGGGAAGCCUGCUGGGAGCCCAGACUCUCGAGCUCGCCAUUCCUCUUCCCUUUGUGCAUUUCCAGUUUCGUCCGCUGGGUCGUCACCUUCCCUUUCUCGUCGAGGUAGGCCUCAAGGAUGCCCGAGGUCAGCAUGCGCGAAUACGAGCCAGCAGCUUCCAGACUACUCCGGCCCUCUACCCAGCUGAGGCGCCUGUGAAAGGGUACAGAGGCGAUGAUGGCGAUGACGAAGACGGAAAUGGCAGACAACAUCACUUGGCAAGGGAGCUGUCACUGCGUAGAGGACCUUUGCUCCAUCUCCCUAUAGACAUGCCAAGCCGAGCUCCGCUGUCGAGCGGCGGGUCUGAGUCGCGUGUCGUCGUCCUCACGACGUGGUCCACCUUGUCCUUACACCUUUCCCACCUGCUCGGUCACUUCAACAACGCCUCACUCAUCCCACCCUCAGCUGCCCCCACUUUGGGCAGGUCGGCUACCGUGCCUAUCCCGCAGACCUUUUACGGCUUUCAAUAUAUAACCUACGUCCAAGUCCACGCGAAUUGCCGCCUUCGCCGCAUUUGGUGCGACGAAGGAGCCGGUGAGACUGGCCGCGACGAGUUCCGCCUCUUUACCUCGACACCGUCCUCCUGA
Messenger RNA from Acaromyces ingoldii, 873 nucleotides. RefSeq lists its product as hypothetical. Lineage: Eukaryota; Fungi; Basidiomycota; Exobasidiomycetes; Exobasidiales; Cryptobasidiaceae. The record is from RefSeq and is a predicted model, not a curated record. The transcript has a single exon. Gene Ontology annotation, biological process: cilium assembly; regulation of cilium beat frequency involved in ciliary motility; positive regulation of cell motility. Gene Ontology annotation, cellular component: motile cilium; ciliary basal body. The annotation marks the transcript as partial.